Trichoderma breve is the source of this 4791-nucleotide messenger RNA. RefSeq lists its product as uncharacterized. The record is from RefSeq and is a predicted model, not a curated record. The transcript is spliced from 6 exons. Bases 1 to 4791 code for a protein of 1596 amino acids. Lineage: Eukaryota; Fungi; Ascomycota; Sordariomycetes; Hypocreales; Hypocreaceae. Gene Ontology annotation, cellular component: membrane.
AUGUCUGCGCCAUAUUGGGGUGCAUUGCCCCAGCCCAAGGGCAUCCAAAGCCGACGAGUCUCGGCAGACUACACUAAUGAAUUCUCGCCAAACGACCAGAGACGCUCGCUAGACGUCCAGCCGCAACGGAAGGCGAACCGUGCCUCAAUCCAGACAACUUACACCGAGGCUCCCACCGACACAACUUUCAGUCCCAACUCCCCGACGUCGGCAGCUGAGUACCAAGGUCUGGCUCCCAGGCCAGCCUCGUAUCGUGGAUUCGGGUUUCCUCAAGAGCAAACAUAUGAAGGAUACGACAGGCAAGAUCGACGGUCAAACCGCAUCUCCGACGAUUUCGGUGCCGCCUCUCCAGCUCCCUCUGCCACGGAUACUAUAAUUCGAGGGCCACCUACAAACUACCGCGAUCCUUACGCAAACGAAUCUCAGCGAGACGGCGAACGGCGCAAAAAGUUAACAGACAAUCGAUCACCCCUCCAGAGGCUUGAGCUGACGCUCGACAGCAUGACCAAAGAGGAAAAGAGGGCAAGAGUGGAAGCUGCAGAACAACGAGCCAGAGCAAGGGCUGCGAAGAGGGCUGCCGCUGAAACUGGCGAAAGCCGUCCUCAAACCCUCGACUAUCAGUCCUCGCCCUCAACUCCCAGCCGACGCCAACAACAGCCUCCGGCAGCGGUUGAGCCAAUUAGCCCAGCAGCUCAGAGAAUAACGCCCCAGCGAGAUGCUGCCCCUCCCAAAGAUUCGGUCACGCAACCGAUAUCCCCCCCACGACGAGUAGCCGAAGACCAAUACUAUCGUCAGAAUCAGGAUCAGGGCCCCCGUCAGCCCAGACAAUUACCGCAGCCACCGGUGCGUGAGGAGCGCCAGCCGCGGCAGUUACCUCAACCGCCUCGCAGAGCUUAUCCACAGGAAGCCCCCCGGCCCGAUGAUCAACACCGAUACUUUAGCCAAGAGUCUCCUCAGCGGCCUCGAGCUAGCAUGGAUCAGAGACAAUUUGUUCAAGAGACCGAUGUUCCUCAGCGCAAUCUUAGCUUCCGCGAACGUGAUAUUUGGCGUGAAGCGAAGCCUCUUGGCGCAGAUGUGAACCAACCGACAAAGGAAUCCAGCGGCUUUUCCUUGACACGCAGUGGAAGUAACAAGUUGAAAAAGGACCCCCCAGCGGAUGUUUGGCACCGGAUACGCGUCGAAGCAGAGCGACGACUGCCACCGGGAUCGCAGCCUGGAGAGGCUCAAUACAAAGACCCAACCCAGUCUCCCAGGGCCGCAGCAGGGACAGCACCACUACCACAAGAACGCAACAGAGAGCAGGCCCCCUUACCUCUUGUGGCAAACAAUGGACCGAAUGCUCGGCCAGAAACAAAGAGGCAUUCCCAGUCUGCUACCGAGGCCGAGAUCCAGGCUAUGCAACGGCGGGCUACUGAGCCCAUCUACGCCCGGGAAGAGAGAGGGCUUAACGCCGAAUAUGCCCCCGCGGCUGCCAUUGGCAGGAUCAUUUACGAGGCGAGUCAAAAAGCCCGAGGACGCUUUCCACAGUCGAACCCAGCAGCAAAGAGCUUGGAAGAUCAGACGGACCAUGAUCUAAUAAAGGAUACACAGGAGCCCCAGGAACCCCAGGAGUCACAGAUUCCGCAUAUGCCACAGGAACAGAGGGCGAUGCGAAUGCCACGGGAACCACAAAUGCAACACAUGCCACAGGAACAGAGGGCAAUGCGAAUGCCGCAGGAACCGCGAAUGCCACAGGAACCACAAACGCUACAACCGCAGAUGCUACAACCACAACUGCCACACAUGCCACAGGAGCCGCAGGAGCUAGAGGAGCGUCACGAAUCAAGACUGGUAUUCAAGAACCCAGCAGAGAUGCACCCUGGCGAUGGCUUAUACAAUUCUCCUCAGUGGCUGGAUGAAUGGAAGAAGGGUACCGUCGGUACUCUAUCCGGUACUCUUCUCGACCUCAAUGGACCUAUGCCGGCUGGGUCAGUAGAGAAGAUCAGCGGCUGGGGGGACAGGGAGCAAGGAGGCCAACACAGAAGAAACGCCAGCAUGACGACGAGGCCGCGCAAGGCCGAAGCGUUUGAUGGUGAGUAUGACAAUACGAAUGGCGCACCCACUCGAUUCAAACCACCCUUGUACCUCAAAUGCGGCCCGCUUCUGAGAUACUGCGGCAUGCGGCAUGAACAAGCCCCACCAAGGCCUCGGGGUGCAAAUGCUGCUCAAGACCGUGAGAUUUGGAGGGGAAGCGUCAUGAUUGUCACCAAUGAUGCAGAAUCAUCCUAUGAAAUUGCGCCGACGCUCCGGCUCUUUGUACAGGAUGUUGAAUUGUUACCUCCACCUCCACAUCAGGUCGAUGGCGAACUCUCACCUGAGUAUGUGGAUCCCAUCGCUGGGCAUCCCAAGCUUGGCCGUCGUGGUGAGACGCUGUAUGUUCGGCCUGUGGACCACCUUGAAGAGGGCAGAGAUUUGUCGCAUGUCGAGUCCGAGGAUGGAUUGUUCGAGACUACAAGGAGUCCGCCAGAUGAGCCUUUGCCGCAAGGGCUUAGCGACUAUCCCGGAUCAUUUGCUAGCCGUCGAGGACGGGUAGAUAUUGAUGGGGAGAAGAUGCAGAAGUACAAGGACGUGAGGGGCUUCCGUCUUCAUGCCGAACGAGGUUGUACGUUCUGGCGGUUCAACAUUGAGGUUGAGCUUCGGGAACAGCAACAGCGAAUCGCAUACCGCAUUAACCGUGGCCCAGCCAUGGCCUUCUGGGUUCCCGCACGUAGACAAACAAUGAACAUGAUGUUUUAUACUUGCAACGGCUUCAGUCUCACCGUCAAUUCCAACGAGAUGAGUGGGCCUGAUCCCAUGUGGCGCGAUGUCUUGAACGCGCACCAGACACAGCCAUUCCAUGCCAUGAUUGGCGGAGGAGACCAGAUCUACAACGACUGCGUGGCCUACGACAGCCCGCUGUUUGACGAAUGGCUACAAAUAAACGUUGCAGAGAAGAAGCUGAACGCAGCUUUCACGCCCGAGUUACAGGCUGAGCUGGAGUCCUUCUACUUGGAGCGAUAUUGCACCUGGUUUUCACAAGGCUUGUUCGGAUUGGCCACCUCGCAAAUCCCCAUGGUCAACAUGUAUGAUGACCAUGACAUAUUCGACGGAUACGGUUCCUACUCUCAUCCUGACAUGAGCUCACCUGUAUUCUCUGGGCUGGGGCGCGUGGGUUUCAAAUACUACAUGCUCUUCCAACAUCAAAGCAUUGUUACCGAGACGGAAGCUUCUGAACCAAGCUGGAUCUUGGGUGAGCAGCCAGGCCCGUAUAUCCAAGAGGUUAGCCGCAGUCUUUAUAUGUCGAUGGGUGGAAAAGUUGCUUUACUUGCUGUGGACGCCCGCACCGAGAGAACCGAAGACACGGUCCUGGAUGAGAAGACUUGGGAAAAAAUCACAAGCAGGAUGUACGCAGAGAUCAGACGGGGACAGGUGGAGCACCUACUUGUGCUUCUAGGUGUUCCCAUUGCUUAUCCCCGUCUGGUAUGGCUGGAGAAUAUAUUGACCUCGAAAUUGAUGACUCCGGUUAAAGCACUUGGCAGGACAGGAGUGCUCGGUAAACAUAUGAACAAUAUUGACGGUGGUUAUGAGAUUCUGGAUGAUCUCAAUGACCACUGGACAGCCAAGAAUCAUAAAAAAGAACGCACAAUCAUCAUUGAGGAUUUGCAAGAUUUGGCUAUCGACCGAUCUGUUCGAAUCACCAUCUUGAGUGGCGACGUUCACCUUGGCGCCAUUGGCCAGUUUUAUUCCAACCCCAAGUUGGGCCUACCAAAGCACAAGGACCCUAGGUACAUGCCCAACAUUGUAUCUUCUGCCAUCGUCAACCGCCCGCCCCCGGACAUUGUUGCCGACAUGCUCAACAAGCGCAACAAGGUUCAUCACUUUGACAAACAGACCGAUGAGUGCAUGAUUCCGAUUUUCCAAAACGGCGUCGAUGGCAAACCGAGGAACAACAAGAAUCUCCUGCCUCAUCGCAACUGGUGCUCUAUUCGCAUGUGGACCCCUGGCAGCACACCGCCGCCCACGCCACCCAUGUCUGACCGAGGAAGAAGUCGAAGCCCAGGAGGAGGCGGAAGUUUGCUCCGAAGACUCUCCUCUAGGCGGCGAAAGUCUACUUCACAACAGCCCUUUGAUGUUUCACGAGAAUCUCAACGCCCCGGAGGUGGAGUGACUCGAACAAUGUCACUUGGUCGCGGAGAGGCGGCACAGCAAAGGGCUGACAUGACAUACCACGGACAUUAUGGUAGCCAGGACCACCGAGCCCAGGCCCAGCAACCACGUCCUUCGGGUCUCCGUGGAGGAGGCGGUAGCGAUUACGAUGAGUUCUCGGCGGGCGACGAGGCCCAAUUCAUGGCUCAAACGCCUCGACGAGCCCAGACUGUCAACUACCACGCCGGCCCUGCUGGUGGCUACGAAGUGGAUGACCCAUCCGCUCCUCGCCCUUUCCAUCGAACGCCUACCGGGCUGUCAACAAAAGAGUUGAAACAAGCCGAGAAGCACGAAGUUAAUCUGGAAGGAGGCCUGGACAUCUCUCUGAAUAUGGAGGUAAACCCCAAAGACCCCACAGGCAUUACCGUCCCAUACCGAAUCUUGGUGCCCAAGCUGUUUUAUGAAUACUCGUCCAAGGACGACCUGUUCCAAGCAGCGGAGCCAACUGGCAUCAAGAAGUUCCUCAGUUUUAGAAAGAAGCCCAAGGCUCCUUCUGCGGAACUUGAGGGAGAGCAAACGGAAGAGAUGGGAUACGAUGACAGCGAAAUGUAUGACGAUAGAUACUAG